This is a messenger RNA of Miniopterus natalensis, 1410 nucleotides long. RefSeq names its product pleckstrin homology domain containing S1 (gene PLEKHS1). The record is from RefSeq and is a predicted model, not a curated record. NCBI's taxonomy places the organism in Eukaryota, Metazoa, Chordata, Mammalia, Chiroptera, Miniopteridae.
AUGGAACCCAAACCUCAGAAGAGCCCAGGCAAACAAUUUACAUAUUAUUAUGAAAAUGAAGUCUGCAAACAAGAUUACUUUAUUAAGUCACCACCUCCUCAGCUUUUCUCUUCGGCUCCCUCUUGGAAAAAGCGAUUUUUUAUCCUGUCAAGGAGUGGGGAGAAGGGCUUUCGUCUUUCCUAUUACAAAGACCAUCAUCACCGAGGUUCCAUUAAAAUUGAUGGAAGCUCCAGCGUAGACAUUGGCAUAAGUAGCCAUGAAAAAAUGCAGUCUGUACAGAAGAUGUUUAAAUGCCACCCCGAUGAGGUGAUGUCCAUCAGAACCCCUACCAGAGAGUACUUCCUCAUUGGCAGUGGCAGGGAGAAGAUUAAAGACUGGGUCUCGUUCCUGUCAUCGUCUUGCCGGGACAUGAAAGCAGCAAGCCGGAGUACAGAGGAGACGCUCUCAUUGGGUGCCAAGAGGCCCUCUUCAGACCCCGGCCCUCUUCUUGGUUAUUCCAGCGCCCUGGGGACUGUCAGCUCCACCUCAACAAGAAAUACCCUUCCAGACAUGCAUUUAAUGGAAAAAAGCUCUCCAGGACUCAGACAAGCCCAUCUACCACAUGGCUCCUUGCCAGAGACCACUCAAGACACAGAAGAAGAGAGUCAUUAUAUUAGUCCUCGAAGCAUUCUUUUAGAGUUGGACAAUAUUGUUGCAUCCAGUGAAUCUGGUGAACCCAUUGAACCCGCUAGUCCAGACCAGGUCUCCCAGAGACUUGAGCAUCAUUACAUGUCAAUGAAAUCCUGUUUGUUCAAAGAGACAACCAAUGAGUCUGCUGAGAGCAAAGAGGAAUCCCAGACCUGCCCAGAGACCCUGAACAGGGGGCCUCACCUGGAAGAACAAGGCUCAGGACGGGAUUCUUGCCUUCCACCUGCAGAAACGAAAGCCCAGACCAUGAAUGACAAAAAGGGGUCGGCCUCACUAACUGUUGUGCAAUUGUCUAUAUUAAUCAAUAACAUUCCUGAUGAAAGCCACGUGGAGAGACUGAAUGUGUUCCUUUCUCCUCUUGACAUCACCAGUUAUUUGGGUCUCACAGAAGCCGCGGGACGCAUAUGUGUGGCUGAGUGGAAAGGCCCCCCGCGCCUGGGAUGCUUAUUUUUUCACGGAGACCACAUUUUGGCCUUGAAUGACCUGAAGCCCCAUAGCCUGGACGAGGUCUCCUUGUUUAUCAGCCGGUCUGUCCAGAAGGAGAAAGUAAAACUCACCAUCGGCCGGAUCCCAAAUUCAGAGAAAUUCCACGCUAUGGACUGUUCAUGCUCCUUAAAACACCAAGGUGUUGCACCUUUCGAACUGGAAAAAUCUGAACUGCAGAGGGCACUGAAGAGGAGUCCAGCUCUUAGAAAGGGUCAUCAGGAAAGUACUGGAGAGUAA